AUGUCUCUUGAGGCGGCAUGUUUUCUGGGCGCAUUGGACAAGUUCAAGACGUUGGUCUUCUUUGGAGUACUAAAACUGUCCUCGAAUACCAAUCUUUUUGGCCUAACUUUUUUUUCGGUUUCAUCCAGCCUGCGAAUGAUCUUUUCGCCAGUCUUAUUGUUGAUGUAUGUGACACAAUGUUCAAACUCUUCACCGAAAUGGUCCACCUUCGUAGAUUUUGCACUUGUCGAGAGGAAAGGAUUUUCUACCGAACGCGUGGAUUUGAAAUCGUCCUCGAGACUGUCACUGAAUGGCGUAGGACCUUUUUUCAUAAUCCAUUCACUCGCCAUUGACUCAGUUAUCAGCCUGGCCUUGGGAGUGCUGGGGACUUCUUCAUCCACAGACUCAUUGUCGUACUUGUCGUUGUGCGUUUCGUCAAAAGACAACUGUCUGAUGGUGCUCUUCUUGGUCCUGCCUGACCCCACUGUAGAACGUGCAAGUGGGAACAAUAGUUUUGAGGAACCAGUGAGCGACUCGAUCUUAUCGUUAAGCUUCCUCGUAGACCUUCGUGGAGUUGGAUCGGGAGUGACUGGAAUAUGUGGCAUCUCCACAUCCUCGUGCCUGGGGGUCUCUGGUAACCGCUUGUAA
Molecule: messenger RNA, 627 nt
Organism: Kuraishia capsulata CBS 1993
Lineage: Eukaryota; Fungi; Ascomycota; Pichiomycetes; Pichiales; Pichiaceae
Exons: 1
Coding region: 1-627 (208 amino acids)
Source: RefSeq, a predicted model, not a curated record